This is a messenger RNA of Capsaspora owczarzaki ATCC 30864, 1653 nucleotides long. RefSeq lists its product as hypothetical. The transcript has 8 exons. NCBI's taxonomy places the organism in Eukaryota, Filasterea, Ministeriida, Capsasporidae. The record is from RefSeq and is a predicted model, not a curated record. Gene Ontology annotation, molecular function: protein binding. The coding region runs from base 1 to 1653 and encodes 550 amino acids.
AUGGCUCACUGGUGGGCGAUUGUUCGCAGACUGUUGGAAGCCAACCAAAUCACCAGCAUUCCCGCAAACGCCUUCACAGGUCUGACUGCGUUGACUCGCUUGGAGUUAAGCAGCAACCGAAUCACCAGCAUCUCAGCAUUCACAGACCUCACUGCACUGACUGUCUUGAACCUGGAAGCCAACCAAAUCACCAGCAUUCCCGCAAACGCGUUCACAGGCUUGACUGCGUUGGUUGGCAUGGCUCUUUCCAGCAACCAGAUCACAGAGCUUCCCCCCUCGGCAUUCAUAGGCUUGUCUGCGAUGGACAACUUGGAUCUCUCCAACAACUCGAUCUCCAGCAUCUCCGCAAACACAUUCACGGACCUGGCUGCGCUGUAUUUCUUGGAUUUGAGCAUCAACCUGAUCACCAGUAUUUCCUCGUCUGCGUUCAGUGGCCUGCCUGGGCUGGGUUUUCUGACUUUGACUGAAAAUCCCUUCACCACUUUGCCGCCUGGUCUGUUCCAGGGCCUGCCAAAUGGCUUGUAUUUGUCGGACUUCGACUCAUACAUGAGCCCCACCAACCUUACCUUUGGUGGAAACACUGUCGCUCCGCCCAGCACAUACGGCAGUGCGUCUUAUCCUUACCAGUGUGAUACAGUCUGUGCCACCUGCUAUGCCUCUGGGUCUGGUGCAUGUUGCGGAACCAACUGUCUGACGUGCAAUUCAUCCAAUCCCUGCACUCAGUGCUAUGACGGUUAUGGUAUGAUGAGUGGAUCCUGUGUUCCGCUCGCUUCCAUUGCUUCGGUCGCUUCGGUUGCGUCCACGCAAUCUGCCUCGGCAGCCUCGAUUGCCUCUGAUAUUUCCGCUGCCUCGGCGUCCGUUGCCACUGUGUCUUCAGCGUCAAUUGCCUCGCAAGCGUCUGCAUCUGCCGCCAGCGCAUCCUCUGCAUGGCAGACAUCGGCUGCAUCUGCUGCAUCCAAUGCGCCAAAAGGUUCAGGCGAUGCAUCUUCUUUGCCCAUUAUUCUCGGAGUCAUUUUUGGCGUGUUAGGUCUUCUCUUGUUGGUUGCGCUGGUUGUGGCCCUUCGGCGUCGUCGCUCGCCAAACGCUCUGGCAACCACCGGCUCGGCCAUCAAGCUCCGCGAAUCAGCACCCGGCUCGGAACCGACCUAUCAGGCCGUUGAUCACAGCGGAACUGUGUCAAACGUUGUGAAUCCAACCUACAGCACGUUGUCUGCGACUGGCGACCACGCCUUGUACGAACACGUUGGCUCACAGCCUCAAGGUCCUACGAGCUCGGAACAAGUGUAUGCCGAAGCAUCUGUGUCUGCAUCCAGUGCAACCAGCGGUGUCGACUACGCCGAUCCAUCGCUGCCCAAUGCCUCGUCGGUUCGUGUGCCGUCCGCAUCCUCACCAACCACUUACGCGACGGUCACGAGUGCACCAUCCGAGCAGACCUACGAAGAUGUUGGCUCAGCGCCCCAGGCUCCUGUGGGUUUGUCUGAAGUGCAGUAUUCCAACGCGGCUGUCUCGGGUGUCGAGUACGCCGAUCCUUCGCUGCCCAACGCCUCAUCUGUUCGUGUGCCGCCCGCGUCCUCACCCACCUCAUACGCGACGGUGACUGUUGUCCCUUCCACUCAGAAUGGGAAUGCCGACUAUGCGUCGAUUGCAAACUAG